This is a messenger RNA of Rotaria sp. Silwood2, 2130 nucleotides long. Lineage: Eukaryota; Metazoa; Rotifera; Eurotatoria; Philodinida; Philodinidae. The record is from the annotation of a GenBank genome assembly.
AUGGGUAUUAAUCGACAGAUUCGUUUAGUUUUAUGGAAGAAUUUUACUAUUCGACGUCGACGAUGGCCUCGUGCAAUAUUCGAAUUAAUAUGGCCUUUAUUUUUAUUUCUUAUUCUUAUGUGGGUACGAACAAGAAAUUUAACAUUGUACUAUGAUGCUUGUUAUAAUGAUCCAAAAUAUCUUGGAUCAACAGGAUUUUUACCUGCAUUACAAAGUUAUAUUUGUCGAUAUAAUAAUACAUGUUAUAAUCAAUCAAAAACAACCGAUGAAUUCAAUGAUGAAACAUCAUUUUGGAAUCUAAUGUUAAAUUUAAGCAAAAGUCUUUCGAUUAUUUUAAAUGAUGAUGAAGUAUCUAAUGACUUACGAGAACUUUUUUCUCAAAUAAAAUCAUUAAAUAUUUUAACGAAUAUUUGGAAUGGUUCUAUUUGGGCAAAUAAAAGUACGAAUGAUUUUAAUCAAUCAAUACCAACAAUAAUAAUUACAGAACUCUUUGUCAAUCCAAUUAAUUUAUCAAAUCUUCAUCAAUACUGGUUUAUAAAUGAAACUCAAAAUUCAUUAUCAAAUUUAGAAAUAGCAUUAGAAAUUUAUUUUACAUCUAUACGACGAAAUUUUUCUUAUUCAUAUCAAUCGGAAAUAGAUAUUCAACAAUCAUUUUGUAUUGAUGGAGAGUUUAAUAGAACAUUUUCAAUUAAUCAAAUACAAAUAAAUGAAACAAUAAAUUUUUUAUGUUAUAAUUUAUCAGCAAUUGAUUUAAAAUCAUUUUUAAUUAAUGUACAACAACAACUUGAUAAUAUAUUUCUGGCUGUUGUGGCACCGCUUAUGAAAACUUUUUUUGAUGAUCGAUCCAAGAUUACUGAAACAGCACUAAAACUUCGUGAUCGUUUGGAAAUACUUAAUGUCAGCUUUCCAUUUGGAGGAAGCAAUAGUAAUAUCAGUUUAAAUUCAAUAUGUGGUGGUCGUAAUGAUCUAUCACAAUAUUCAAAUCAAAAUCAAUCUGCAAAAACUAAUAAUAAACAAACUCGAAAUGCUCAAACACGUGCAGCAACUAAUGAAUUUUUAUUUGGUAUUGAUUGGAAUAGUUUAGCAAUAGACUUACUUUCAUAUGAUGAAUCUGAAAUGUGUGAACAAUCAUAUAUAACUGGUUCUAGUGAUAUAAUGCAAAUUACAACAGUUAAUCGUUCAUGUCGUUGUGUUUUAUUUGAUCAAGUAUUCAAUUCAAAUUCUGUAUUAAAACAACUCUUAAGACUUGUACGUCCUAUUCUAUAUGGAAAAAUAUAUUAUCAUCCAUCAAAUAUUCAUUAUGAUAAUAUAAUAAAACAAAUUAAUCAAACAUUUGAAUCAUUAGAUGAACUUGUUCGAUUAUUUCGUCAAAUGAGAUUAAUAUUUCAACCAAGAUAUAACAUAUCUGAAACAAUUUGUAAUAUAUUUUCUAAUUCAUCAUUUAUUUGUCAACAAUUAUUAAUAUAUAAUUCAUCAAUAAAUUAUUUCACUAUUUUAACAGAAUUUAUUGCUUGUACAGAACUUAAUCGUUUUAUAGCAAUGAAUAGUGAAUUAGAAAUGAUACGUGAAGGACAAAAUAAAGCUCUAAUAAAUAAUUUUUUAGCUGCUAUUAAAUUUAUGAAUGAUAUAACAAAUAAUGAUAGUUUACCAAAACAUAUUCAAUUUAAAAUACGAAUGACACUUGAUCGAAUUGAUAAUACAUUUCGAACUGAAGAUCGAUAUUUUUCAUAUGCACCUCGUGUUAGUGUACCAUCGUCAACAAAAUAUCAUUCAUAUGCAUUUAUUUAUUUACAAAAUGCUAUUGAACGUGCUAUAAUUAAUAUACAUACAGGAAGAACUGUACCAUAUGGUGUACAAACUCAACAAAUGCCUUAUCCAUGUUGGAUUAAUGAUAAAUUUGUUAAUUCCAUUAGUCGAAUGUUACCAUUAUUAAUGGUUUUAAGUUGGAUAUUUACAGUAUCAAUGAAUGUUAAAGAUAUUGUACAUGAAAAAGAAAAACGAUUAAAAGAAAUAAUGAAAAUUAUGGGUUUAAAAGAUUCUGUUCAUUGGUUUACAUGGUUUGUUUUAUGUACAACUGUUAUGAUAUUAACAGCAUUUAUACUUGUUCUACUAUUAAAGGUUAGUGUAUGA